AUGACAGUCAAAGCUGCUUUAUCAACAAAGAAAAUUCAGUCAUCAAAGCAGAAAUAUGUUAAGGCAAGGACUGCAAUUAAGGGUGUGUUAGUGUUGACACCGUUACUAGGAAUUACAUGGAUUAUAGGUCUGUUCUCCUUCAAUAAUGAUUUGAUCGUCUUUCAAUUCUUGUUUGCAAUUGCAAACUCACUACAGGGCUUUUUGAUCUUCAUUCUGUACUGUUUCAGAAACCCUCAGGUAAGAACUGCCUUCACAAAAAAUCGAAAAAAUGCCUUCAUAUCUUGGGUUUUUAAUUCCGCAACAAGGAAAUCUGAAAGGAGUACUUCUCGUAAAAAUAUGAGCUCUGUCUAA
This is a messenger RNA of Trichoplax adhaerens, 351 nucleotides long. RefSeq lists its product as uncharacterized. Lineage: Eukaryota; Metazoa; Placozoa; Uniplacotomia; Trichoplacea; Trichoplacidae. Gene Ontology annotation, molecular function: G protein-coupled receptor activity. The transcript has 5 exons. Bases 1 to 351 code for a protein of 116 amino acids. Gene Ontology annotation, cellular component: membrane. The record is from RefSeq and is a predicted model, not a curated record. Gene Ontology annotation, biological process: cell surface receptor signaling pathway; adenylate cyclase-activating G protein-coupled receptor signaling pathway.